GUCAGUCGUUGUUACAUAACGGAAACUUUGGCCAGGGGGCUAAAGUCGUGUAACAUAACACGGGUCAAAUGAGGAGUCGCGGUGCGCUGUGAAUACAGGCUACAUCAGACUCAAGACAUGUCUUCCCAAGACUACGACUGCAUAGUGAUAGGAGCCGGGGUUCAGGGCUCGUUCACUGCCUAUAACCUUGCGAAAAAUAACAAGAAAACACUUCUACUUGAACAGUUUGUUCUGCCGCACUCUCGUGGCAGCUCUCAUGGCCAGACACGCAUCAUCCGCAAGGCCUAUGACGAGGACUACUACACCCACAUGAUGGAGGAGUGCUAUCAGCUCUGGUCUCAGCUGGAGAAAGAGGCCAACGUCAAGCUGUACAGGACCUCCUCUCUCAGACGUACAGGUCUGCUAGUGAUGGGUCCAGAGCAGGGGGACUACCAGGUGUUCAAGUCCACCCUGGAGAGGAACAAGGUUCCCAUAGUGAUCCUGCCGAGGGAGGAGUUCAGCCAACACAUCCCCCAUGUUAACCUGUCCCAGGGAAACGCAGCCCUGGUGGACACCACUGCCGGAGUGCUGUACGCUGACCGCACACUCAAAACGGUACAGGGACAGUUCCAGAAACUGGGGGGUGUGAUCAAGGACGGACAGAAGGUGAUUGACAUCACACCGGGCUCUGUGGUAACCGUGACGACAGUCAGUGGGGUGUACAGAGCUAAGCGCUUGGUGAUCACAGCUGGACCCUGGGCCAACACCCUGCUGUCCCACACAGGCCUUCAGCUACCACUGCAGGUGAUAAAGAUUAACGUGUGCUACUGGAGGGAGAAGAUCCCUGGCUCCUACAACGUCCAGCACCGCUUCCCCUGCUUCAUCCAGCUGGAGUCAGAGGAGGCCAAGCAUCACAUCUACGGCCUCCCAUCCAAUGAGUACCCAGGCCUGAUGAAGAUUUGCUACCACACGGGCGCUGAGACGGACCCUGAUGAGAGAGACAGACAGACGGACAGGGGGGACAUAGACAUCCUACAGCGCUACAUCACCCGCUGCUUCCCUGGUCUGGUGCCCAUCCCUGCUGUGGUGGAGAGCUGCAUGUACACAGUCACGCCAGACAACCAUUUUGUCCUGGACCUCCAUCCCACUCAUAGUAACAUCGUCAUCGGAGCAGGUUUCUCAGGUCACGGAUUCAAGUUUGGCCCAAUCGUUGGCAAGCUGCUGUGUGAACUGAGCCAGGGAGAAGUACCCUCCUAUGACCUCUCCCCCUUCAGAAUCAGACGCUUCCAAGCCCACUCCAAGUCAGCACUGUAGGAUCGGGACCGCUGGCUUUAACAACCAUUUCCUCAGGAACAAGACCUUUACAAAAUGAAGAAAUGAAAGGUUUUCAUACCAGUGUGUCUGAAGCCUAAACAAACAAUGGCCGUUCGUAAAUACUUACUUUUCCAGCUAAGUGCAUUUGUAAUGCACUUUUCUGUAAUGCACAAAAUAAAAUAGCAAAUAAAAAAUAGUUUAAAAGAACAAAACAAAUAUAUCUAACCAUCUCAUGAAAGCAGCAAUCAAAGUCUAAGAGGAAGGCCAUAAUGGUAGGCCAGCUGAUAGAGAAUGUAAAGUCCAACUAUAACAUAGUUGUACAACUGUAAACGCGUUCAUCUGUGACAAAUGGUAUUAAACUUGGGAAAAAAUGGUA
Molecule: messenger RNA, 1669 nt
Organism: Salmo salar (Atlantic salmon)
Lineage: Eukaryota; Metazoa; Chordata; Actinopteri; Salmoniformes; Salmonidae
Source: RefSeq, a predicted model, not a curated record